Molecule: messenger RNA, 2212 nt
Organism: Electrophorus electricus (electric eel)
Lineage: Eukaryota; Metazoa; Chordata; Actinopteri; Gymnotiformes; Gymnotidae
Source: RefSeq, a predicted model, not a curated record
GCCGGACACCCGAGAGGAAAAAUACACAGCCAUUUCCCAGUGAGACUGACGGAGCUGCCUUUGCUUUUUUCAUUGAAUUUCAGAAUGGAGUCCUUUUCACUCACAGGACUUUGACUUUUAGUCAUGUGUGUGCGCGCUUGGGAGUGUGUUUGACACGAACAGCUUGGUGCAGUGCAACCAUCUUUCUCAUGGAAACUGAAAUUUGAAACAGAUGAGCAGAGUGGACCUUUGAUUUCAGUAUGAGAAUGAAACAUUCACGGGCCAUGUAGCAAGCUGGGACUGACAUACACAGCCGAAGUCAGGAAUGUGCUGGUGGACAGACAAGCACAGGCAGCAGACAAACUGGUACUCAGGUCUGGGUCUGAGCUGGAGUCUGGGCUGGAGUCUGAGCUGGAGUCUGGGCUGGAGUCUGGGCUCGUGAUCCAGCACUGGAGGACAGCACCACAACAUAGCACAGACUUUACUUGCUUUAGCUUCCCUGUUCCCUGUAAUCAGUUAAUGACUGUUUACCCUGGAAAUGGUGCUGUGUUCUGAUCCUCCGCUGGCAAGUCUGAAAUGUGGCACAGCUUGCUACGAUGCCCUGGUGCUUGUUCUUGGCUGUGGUGCUAGCGUCGUUGGCACAGUACCCAGCUGAGAAAUGUGAGGAGAUCACCGAUCUGGACCUGAAGCACUCCAUCGCUGGUUCUUCUGUCCAAGUGAGGCUUCUUCUGUACACGCGUGCCAACGUUAGCUGUGGCGUUCUGCUGUCCCACGACGACCCCUUCAGCAACCCCGAGUUCAACGUCUCACGGCCUACCACCUUCAUCAUCCACGGAUACCGGCCCACUGGCUCCCCUCCCAUCUGGAUGCACAAGGUGGUGGAGGCCACGCUGAGCCACAAGGACGUCAACGCCGUGGUGGUGGACUGGAACCGAGGAGCCACGCACAUCAUCUACCCGAAGGUCGUGGAGAACACGCGGCUCGUGGCCUCCAACCUGACCGCCUUCCUCCUGAAGAUGCAGCUAAAAGGCAUCUCCCUGAGCUCUGUACACAUGAUCGGGGUGAGUUUAGGAGCUCACAUUUCCGGCUUCACUGGCGCCAGUUUUAACGGCUCCAUCGGCAGAAUUACAGCCCUAGAUCCUGCUGGACCCUCGUUCACAGGGAAGCCAGUGGACGACCGUCUGGACCCAUCAGACGCUCAGUUUGUGGAGGCUCUGCACACGGAUAUGGACGCGUUUGGCUUUCGGAAUCCCCUGGGUCACAUUGACUUCUACGCAAACGGCGGAGCCGACCAGCCGGGCUGUCCCAAGACCAUCUUCUCAGGUUCACAAUAUUUCAAGUGUGACCACCAGAGGUCAGUGUUCCUCUACGUCGCGUCCUUUAACGUGACAUGUCCGCUCAUUGGCUACCCCUGUGCAAGCUACUCAGACUACCUGGAUGGCAAGUGCUUACGCUGUGAUCAGUUCAGUUCAGCAGGGUGCCCAGUAUUUGGGCCCACUUUGAUUAACUGGAAGGAUUUACUGGUUAAACUUGGACAGACGUCAACGUAUUUUACAACAAACAAACAAUCUCCAUUCUGCCAGACCAACUACGAGGUUGACAUUCUGACCUGGAACUCUCAGCCCCGGUGGGGCUCAGUAACCAUCAAGUUACAAAACCCAGCAGAGGAGGCCAUGGCCCAAAUCAACCACAAGUCUUUUAAGUUUGAGAUGUACACGAAGACCACGCUGUUGGCGCGCUUCGACAGAGCCCUACAGCUCGUUGAGACCAUCACACUGACCUACAGCACAGGAAACGUGUGUGCAGCACGUCACAAGCUCCGCGUGCUCCGACUACGCCUCACCCCGCUGGACUCACACCUGAGGCCCAUGUGUCGCUAUGAUGUUCUCCUGAUGGAGAACACGGAGGUGACCUUCAGACCCAUUCCCUGUCAGGACUCCAACUUCUAAGCCAGAAUACAGGAGCCCUGGACCAUGAGUGCACCUGUGUCUGCCAGAACCCUGCUGGCCCGGACCACAUGGACAUAUCUGGAGUCAGUUAUUCCAGAAUCCUGGUAGCAUCUGGCGCAGCUGGCCCAGACCGCAUGGACUCAUCUGGAGUCUUCUUACUUAUCCCAUUCAGGAAAGCAAGGGUGCUUUAACUAAUGUAAACAAAUUCUGGGCAAAAUUUUAAAUACUUCCAUCUUUUUACUGUGAGUGUGGUCUGUUUUACUGGAGGAGUCUGUCCAAGUAGA